Molecule: messenger RNA, 3959 nt
Organism: Saccostrea cuccullata (small rock oyster)
Lineage: Eukaryota; Metazoa; Mollusca; Bivalvia; Ostreida; Ostreidae
Product: follicle-stimulating hormone receptor-like
Biological process (GO): hormone-mediated signaling pathway; adenylate cyclase-activating G protein-coupled receptor signaling pathway; activation of adenylate cyclase activity
Cellular component (GO): plasma membrane
Molecular function (GO): protein-hormone receptor activity; G protein-coupled peptide receptor activity
Source: RefSeq, a predicted model, not a curated record
CACUUCAUAUACUGACGGAGCAUUGGCGACUAUCAUUUCCAAUUAAGAUAUGCAAACAGGAAGGAUAUAGUCAACUGUUUGAGUGAAAUUUGCAUACAAACAAUCUGAAGGGGGUGAAUUAAAUGAUUCCCCUACUGGAUGUAAUCACUGAGGGUGAUUAACCGUUGAGAUGAGAUUUUAACUUACACUACUUCUUCUCCGGUUUUCGUUUCAAGCCGAAAACCGCGAAGUCUUCAGAUUUUUCAAGAAGUCUUUUAGGACAAAUGGCAUGAAGAUGUUGGGAGUUAUUUUGUAUGUUUUCACUUUGAUGUUAAUUGUUGUUUUUCAAUUUAAUGUGGGUGUACUAAGCGAAUUUACUGACUGUCAGAAUCUGUGUUUGUGUGAUGGGACGAAGGUUAUUUGUGAGAACGCCACUUUGAAAACGGUACCAGAAUUCCUUCAUAGGAAUUUGACAUCACUGUCGUUCAUCGGAACUGGUAUAAAGAUACUACAGAAGAAUGCCUUUAGAAAAUAUCCGAAUAUUCGUUUUCUAAGUUUUACAGACCGUGAUGUACCAUGUCAGUUAGAAACCAUAGAAGCGGGGGCAUUUAAUGGCCUGUACCACUUGAAAUCAAUAACGAUUGGAGGAUGUGAGAAGUUACAGAAUAUCGGCCCCGGUGUUUUUACCCAAUUCCAAUCUCUGGAAACACUAGAUAUGUUCAGAAAUGGAAUCGCCGCUAUUCCAGAUUUCAGUGCAUUUUCAACACGGUACGGAUCAGGUUGGCUGGAACGAAUUGUGAUACGCGAAAACAGCCAAAUCACAGAAAUUAGAGAAAACAGUUUUUCUGGCGUCAAAACACUUGAACUCCGUCUGAAAGGAAGCAAACUUGGUUCCAUUCGCAAUGGCGCUUUCUUUAAUGCAAGCAUAUAUAAAUUAGAUCUUCUAGACAAUAUACGUCUCACCGUUUUGGAGGAUAACGCUUUUCAAGGAAUUAGCGGACUGAAGCAUUUAGACCUUUCUAAUACUGCAAUCAAGAAACUUCCCACCAAUGGUCUGACGAACAUAGAAACACUUGUCAUUCGCGAAACAAAAACGCUAAAAUCAUUCCCAGCCGUUGUUCGAUUUAACAAGUUAAUUCGAGCAAAGUUAACAUAUCCACACCACUGCUGCGCAUUUAAAAAUCCAGAAAAACAAUAUCCGGCCGAAUGGGAUGACUUCCGGCGACGAGUAGAGGCCGAGUGCGCCAGAACAACAAGUCCCUUCGCUGCAGGAACAUCAACAACUCCCAGUCCUUUUGGAAAAUUCCCUCGACAAAAGUCGACUAGGAGAAGAUCAAAACGAGGCCUUUACGUCGAUGAAUUGGCCAAUCAAAACAUUCCUUAUAUCUUGCAAAACGAGUCUGUUCGAAAAUGGUCGAGUUUUGGGGAUGGUGGUAUUGGUAAUGGAAAUGGAUUUGGAAAUAUCGUGAAUUCAUCAGAGAUUGGAGAAAACACGAUAGACAGACCGACUCAGGGAGGAAGUUUUGUAACUUUCACUAUACCGACCAAUUCUACGGGGUAUCAGUCACAAGUGUUAUGUGGAGAGGUUGUUUUCAUGCACCGAAAAGUAGAAUGUACCCCCGUACCGGAUGCUUUCAAUCCUUGCGAAGAUGUGAUGGGUUCCGAAUGGCUUCGCAUAUUUGUCUGGCUGGUUGUCUGGGCUACACUUAUUGGCAAUAUCAUCGUUUUAGUUGUUCUACUAUCCAAUCAUAAGAAAAUGACCGUCACCAAAUUCCUUAUGUGUAAUUUAGCGUUUGCAGAUUUCCUCAUGGGAGUUUAUCUCUUACUUUUGGCAGCCAUUGAUAUCCAUACUCUCGGCGAAUACUUUAACUUCGCAAUAGCUUGGCAAAAUGAGGGAGGGUGCCAAGCAGCAGGGUUUUUAACUGUGUUUUCGUCAGAGCUGUCGAUCUUUGCUUUAACUGUUAUAACACUAGAGAGAUGGUAUGCCAUCAGUCAUGCCAUGCACCUUACAAAACGGUUAAAGCUUCGACAGUCGUGUGUCGUAAUGGCGCUGGGCUGGCUAUACGCUGUACUUAUGGCGGUCUUGCCGUUAGUUGGCAUCAAUGGAUACGGUAACGUCAGCGUCUGUUUACCUAUGGAUAUCACCAAAACAGGAGACGUUGUUUACGUCAUUUCUCUGCUGGUCUUGAAUGGUUUAGCUUUUAUCGUUAUUUGUAUGUGUUAUAUCAAUAUGUAUUGUCGUGUUCGAGGAAAUGACUCUACUUUACAUAGUUCCGACACCAGAAUUGCCAAACGAAUGGCAACACUUAUUUUCACGAACUUCAUCUGUUGGGCACCCAUUGCAUUUUUCGGAAUAACCGCAGCAGCCGGCUGGCCACUUAUAGACGUGUCUAAUUCUAAAAUCCUCCUCGUUUUCUUCUACCCUUUGAAUUCGUGUGCGAAUCCAUAUUUAUACGUCAUAAUUACUAAGCAAUUCCGGAAGGAUACCAUUUUGUUGCUUGCAAAAUAUGGGAUUUGUACGGAGAGAGCAAAUCGGUGCAAAGGAACGGUUACCAAUUCCAAAACAUUGACGCAUUCUAGAAAGAACAGUUUAGCUGUACAUUCCGUCAUUCAUCCUGCCAGUAACAAUUUAACGCACAGUACUGACGUCACCAUUAAAGAAAAUGGCGUCUCCAAUGAACCAAGUAGUCAUGAACUGAACGUCAUUGAACAAAAUUCACCAGUCAAAGAAAGAAAUAUAAGAAUGUUGUGGAAAAUGCAGCGUUCUUUUUCAAAUUCCAUUUCUAGUGAAAACCAAACGGAGCGAAAAUUAGAUUCGCUGCAGUUUUAUGAUAUGUGCAAUAAUGCAGACCUUUUACAAGAAGAGGAUGAUUCUUUAGCUAGUACAGCAAUAGGAUUUCAGGAUCAGGAUCAAUCCUGUUCCCAAGAAUCCCUCCCCGAAGGCAACCAGCACACUCAUCCAGAAACAAAACCUAACUGUAUUCAAAAAUCUCAAUCCCAAAAUCUUGAGAUUGAUUCAAAUAAAGCAGAGUGUGUAUCAUCCAAUGAAGACCUUAAUGCUGGACAUUCCAGCGACAAUGUUUCUGUAGAAACUUCAAAGUAUUUAGACUGUUAUAAAUCGCUUGUUGCUGGAAAUCCUUCCAGCGUAAUAAAAGCAGACGAUCAUUUAUCCCGAAAAUCCUCGAUUGUCAGUACCGUUAGUCAAUACGAUGAAAAGAGCACUUUAUAUAAUGGAGUCGAACAUAGAUAGUUGGCAAAACAGACAUCCAAUUUGUUGGAUUCUGACACAAUCAGCACCUAUUUCUGGAUUUUUUGAGUAUAUAUGGGCAUAUUUUGUGUUUUAUCCUCUUGCAUAUACAUACAUUAAUUGGUAAUGACAUACAUACAAAAAGUUGAAGCAUGAAAAAUACAAGUAUAUUUCUCCUUGUGCAACUAUCUUUAAAUUACUCAAUAUGUAAUUAUGAUACACUGAAUGGUGUUUAAGAUAAAUAGUUACCAAGUGACCUUGACCUUUGAGAUGCAUGAAUGACAUUGCUUAUAUUCAGGACAACACACUACGUUUAAAUACAUUCCAAUCAAAGGUGUGAAAGCUAUGGUCCCCACCCGAUCCUGUGAUUGAACACUGAACAGACAGACACACUGAUGUCAUGCUAAUUGCAGCCUUCUAUUGAAGACAUAAUGACCUAUCGUUACUAUUUCUUCUAUUUGUGGGUCAUAACUUUAUUUGUUGUUGCCGAUAAGAUAAAUGUGUGCCAUGUCCUUGACUCAAGGUCACCUCUCAAAGGUGAAGGUCACUAGGCAAUAAGGUAUGAAAAAUUUGAUUUUAAAAAGUCUGUGGCUACACAUUAUUUGUUGAUAAAAAUUUAUUCAUAUAAUUAUAAAUCAUUACAUGGAAUAAUUAACAUAUUUCAUAUUGAUGUCGAUGAAGGUCAGGGGAUCAUUGCGAAUGGAGAAUCAUAAAUUUGUGUUUGACCCAAGAA